AUGGAGAACUUCUCACUCCUCAGCAUUUCUAGUCCAAGAAUGUCUUCCUCUGUCAGGAGCAGUUUUCCAGACAUUAUAGCUUCCUGUGCCACCAGCUUACCAGACAUUGCAAAGACGGUGGCGCUUGCUGAAUCCCCCAGUCCAGCACAAGCCCUGCCAUCCCAGUACCAAAGCAGCAUUCUCCGGCAAGGGGGGCUUAACAUGGUGCUCUCACCAGACGGCACCACAAGGGACAUCCAGAACGGGGAGCAGCUGAGGCGGAACUGCACCAUCUACCGGCCCUGGUUCUCCCCUUACAGCUACUUCGUGUGCACAGACAAGGAGAACCACCUGGAGACCUACAGCUUCCCAGAGGUGCAGCAGGACGAGGGCAGAGGGGACAGCUACCUGCCCGAGGACACAGCUGAGAGUGUCUGCUCAUCGUCGUCUUCUCCAGAGAACACCUACUCCCAAGAGACCCCCAGGAAAUCCAGGCACGGCCUGGACUCCUUGGACCACAUCACCUCCCAGGACAUCCUGACAGCCUCCAGAUGGCACCCGGCCCAGCAGAACGGCUACAAGUGCGCGGCCUGCUGCCGCAUGUACCCCACCUUACACUCCCUUAAGUGCCACAUCAGGGCAGGCUUCAAGGAGGGCUUCAGCUGCAAGGUCUACUACCGGAAGCUCAAAGCCCUCUGGGGCAAGGAGCAGAAGGCCAGGCCCGGGGACAGGCUUUCUUCAAGCAGCUGCCAACCCUUCAAGUAG
Elephantulus edwardii (Cape elephant shrew) is the source of this 744-nucleotide messenger RNA. RefSeq names its product chromosome unknown open reading frame, human C1orf111 (gene SPATA46). Gene Ontology annotation, biological process: fertilization. The transcript has 3 exons. Gene Ontology annotation, cellular component: nuclear membrane. Lineage: Eukaryota; Metazoa; Chordata; Mammalia; Macroscelidea; Macroscelididae. The record is from RefSeq and is a predicted model, not a curated record. Bases 1 to 744 code for a protein of 247 amino acids.